Limulus polyphemus (Atlantic horseshoe crab) is the source of this 2544-nucleotide messenger RNA. It is a transcript of the gene RagC-D, whose product is annotated as ras-related GTP-binding protein C-like. Lineage: Eukaryota; Metazoa; Arthropoda; Merostomata; Xiphosura; Limulidae. The record is from RefSeq and is a predicted model, not a curated record. Gene Ontology annotation, cellular component: nucleus; Gtr1-Gtr2 GTPase complex; lysosome. The coding region runs from base 146 to 1330 and encodes 394 amino acids. Gene Ontology annotation, biological process: cellular response to amino acid stimulus; cellular response to starvation; regulation of autophagy. The transcript has 10 exons. Gene Ontology annotation, molecular function: GTP binding; GTPase activity.
GUAUCAUGUGAUGACCUAAGGCAGUAAGUGAAUAAAAUGUCAUAGUUUUUCGAUUGUUUCUCUUUCCGAGUGAAAUAUUUAGGAUAAUCAAUACUUUUGUAUAUUUUAUGAAUUGAAAAGUAUUAGGCCUUAAAUAAAACGAAAAAUGUCAUAUGAGGAGGAAGGCUAUUCUCAGGCAGGGUACGUAGUUGGUUCUUUUCCCAAAGAUUUUGGUUAUGGUCCAGAUGACCAUGAUGGUGAGGUGCAGAUCAUCACCACGACACAAAAACCAAGGAUACUAUUAAUGGGACUUAGAAGGAGUGGAAAGUCAUCAAUACAGAAAGUGGUGUUUCACAAAAUGUCUCCAAAUGAAACACUGUUUUUGGAAAGCACAAACAAAAUCAUCAAAGAUGAUAUUUCCAAUAGUUCAUUUGUCCAGUUUCAAAUUUGGGAUUUCCCUGGACAGAUUGAUUUUUUUGACCCCACAUUUGACUCUGAGGUUAUCUUUGGUGGAUGUGGAGCUUUAGUGUUUGUAAUUGAUGCUCAAGACGAUUAUAUGGAAGCUCUUAACAAACUUCAUAUGACUGUUUCCCGAGCCUAUAAAGUCAACACAGAGAUACGCUUUGAAGUUUUCAUCCACAAAGUUGAUGGAUUGUCAGAUGACCACAAGAUUGAGACACAGAGGGACAUAAACCAAAGAGCAAAUGAUGACUUGCUAGAUACUGGACUGGAUAAUGUUCACUUAAGUUUCUACUUGACAAGCAUUUAUGACCACUCCAUAUUUGAAGCAUUUAGCAAAGUUGUCCAGAAGCUUAUCCCACAGCUACCAACAUUAGAGAACUUACUUAACAUUUUCAUCACGAAUUCAGGAAUAGAAAAAGCCUUCCUGUUUGAUGUUGUUAGUAAGAUAUACAUUGCUACAGACAGUUCACCAAUAGAUAUGCAGUCUUAUGAACUCUGCUGUGACAUGAUUGAUGUCGUGAUUGAUGUUUCUUGUAUAUAUGGCUUGCCAGAGGAAACUGAAGGAAGUACAUUUGACGAACAGUCCUGUAGUACUAUCAAGUUAAAUAAUGGCACAGUUCUGUAUCUCCGGGAGAUCAACAGAUUCCUUGCUCUAGUGUGUAUUCUUCGAGAAGAAAACUUUGAUCGGCAAGGCCUUAUAGAUUACAACUUUCACUGUCUACGACAAGCAACCCAAGAUGUGUUCCAGGUUCAGUUUAAAAGUCCAAGAAAACUUGAAGGAACCACAAAGGUGUAUGAAAGUGAGCAAAAAUCUUUCCCAAAGAAUUUUGGAAGUUUUCCUCCUUGUCAUGAAGAUUUGCUGAUAGAAGCACCCACUUUGUUGAGUUAGCCAAGUAAACUGUCAUAAAAAGUAAUAUAAAAUGACAGUAUUAAAAAUGUAUAACAAUAAAUACUGAGGAAUAAGUGUGUAUUGAUUUCUCUAUCCCAGGGGUGAAACGUAAAAGAGGCACAAAUGCAUUAUGCACCUGGUCCGUGUAAAAGACAUCUUUCUCCGAGAUACACAGUUGCUAAUGCAUAAAGUACCUUUUUUUUUUCUGUACUAGUAAACUAAUUUUAAGAUUGUUUCAAAGCUAAAUGUAAAUCAUAUUAUAAUCAGUUCCUGAAUUGAGAAUACUAUUAUUAUAUCACAGAGUUCUCUGUAUUACAAAAAUGUGUUUAUAAAUAUGGCAUUUUGUAAGAUUUCCGAUACUUGGUGUUGAAAAUCCAAUUUUCGUAGUUCUAUAUUCUGAAAUUUCUCAUUCCUUUUUUAAAGCUUUAUACAAAACGAACUGGCACCUGUAAGUAUUUGUUAAAUUUGUAAUAUUCUUUUCUAUUUUAGUGAUUGAAGCAAAGUUACUGACUUUAAUUCUUCUGGAUGAAAGCUCCCUGUUCUUUAGUGUUUUACAUGUUCUUAUUUGUGUUAUUACUCUGCUGAAAGUAACGGUAAUAUUAAGAAACUGUUAUCCUACAAAAAGUAGGAGCAGAUUGAUUUAGUAACCUGAGGUGUGAGAAAAUAAAAUAGAGAUGUAGGUGAAUAACUACCAUUCUCUAGUUAAUUCAAUAUAAAAACCAAUAGGUCAGCAUUUGUACCAUUUUCUCUCUCUUUCCUUGGCUUGUAAAUAGCUGUGUCUGUUUAGUUCUUAAUUAGAAGAGUAAUCAAGCCAGAUUUUUUAUAAGAAAUUGAAUGGACAAAAGCUUGUCAAAAACAGCCUCACCACAUUUUGAUGAUGUCCUGAAAUGUGCCUGUUGUACUUGUCACAAGUUUAAGAGUGGGAAAUGAUUGAGACAUCGGAAUAUUAUUUAAGAGAAGAAUUUUGUGCGUUUGGUAGUGAUUAUUGUCUAAUCUGUAUGGAAAGUUGUAAAAUAUAAAGUUUUUUUUUAGGAACUUUUUCAUAGAAUGCUAGUUUCAUUACUUCUUGCCUUGUACAUUAUGUAGUGUUAUUUAACAAGUGUUCUAGUAUUAAGAUGCUCUGUACUCACAAUAACAUUGUAUUUAAUUAUUUUCCAUUUAUUGUGUACUUUCUUAUAAUGUAAAAAUAAAAACAACUACUGUUCUACUCACCA